Messenger RNA from Pundamilia nyererei, 2479 nucleotides. RefSeq names its product proteasome 26S subunit, ATPase 6 (gene psmc6). NCBI's taxonomy places the organism in Eukaryota, Metazoa, Chordata, Actinopteri, Cichliformes, Cichlidae. Gene Ontology annotation, molecular function: ATP binding; ATP hydrolysis activity. The coding region runs from base 103 to 1272 and encodes 389 amino acids. The transcript has 14 exons. The record is from RefSeq and is a predicted model, not a curated record.
ACAGCAACAUCACGGGGCGCGAAAUUUCGCUAUCUGACUGAGGUAAGUGAACGAACCAAGAGUGGAGUGACACCGCAUUUUCCCAUCAUUCAGCGGGGCGUCAUGGCGGACACUAGAGAAAAAGCGCUGCAGGACUACAGGAAGAAAUUGCUGGAACACAAAGAAGUUGAUGGGCGACUAAAAGAAUUGAGAGAGCAGCUGCGAGAACAGACCAAACAGUACGAGAAAUCAGAGAAUGAUCUCAAGGCUCUCCAAAGCGUCGGUCAGAUUGUUGGAGAAGUGCUCAAACAACUCACUGAGGAGAAAUUCAUUGUAAAGGCUACCAAUGGACCCCGAUAUGUGGUUGGAUGUCGCAGGCAGUUGGACAAAUCCCAGCUGAAGCCGGGGACCAGAGUGGCUCUGGACAUGACUACGCUUACUAUCAUGAGGUACCUGCCCAGGGAGGUGGACCCUCUGGUGUACAACAUGUCCCAUGAGGACCCUGGCAGCGUCUCCUAUUCUGAGAUCGGAGGCUUGUCUGAACAGAUCCGUGAGCUGAGAGAGGUGAUUGAGCUCCCACUGACCAACCCUGAGCUUUUCCAGAGAGUUGGCAUCAUUCCUCCUAAAGGCUGUCUGCUGUAUGGGCCCCCAGGCACUGGAAAAACUCUUCUUGCUAGAGCUGUGGCCAGUCAACUGGACUGCAAUUUCCUGAAGGUGGUGUCCAGCUCCAUUGUGGACAAGUACAUUGGUGAGAGUGCCAGGCUGAUCAGAGAAAUGUUCAACUAUGCCAGGGACCACCAGCCAUGUAUCAUCUUCAUGGAUGAGAUUGAUGCCAUUGGUGGCCGACGUUUCUCAGAGGGAACCUCAGCUGACAGAGAGAUUCAGAGGACUUUGAUGGAGCUGUUGAAUCAGAUGGACGGCUUCGACACAUUGCACAGAGUCAAGAUGAUCAUGGCCACCAACAGACCUGACACUCUCGACCCUGCCCUGCUGCGGCCUGGCAGACUGGACCGCAAAAUUCACAUUGAACUGCCCAAUGAGCAGGCUCGUCUUGACAUCCUUAAGAUUCACUCCAGUCCUAUCACCAAGCACGGAGAAAUAGAUUUUGAAGCCAUUGUGAAGCUGUCAGAUGGUUUCAAUGGAGCUGACCUGAGAAACGUGUGCACAGAAGCAGGGUUAUUUGCCAUCCGCUCAGAUCGUGAGUACGUAACUCAGGAGGACUUUAUGAAGGCCGUGAGGAAGGUGGCGGACUCAAAGAAGCUCGAGUCUAAGCUGGACUACAAACCUGUAUAACUUGUCUGUCCUUUUCUUUAUUUUUUAUUCCUCUGUCAUGGAUUUGCUGUGUUAAAGUUUGUUUCUUGGGAAGCGGUAUUAAAAGGAAAAAGGAAAAAAAAAUCCCUCCACCUUUAAGAUUGCCAAAAGUGACUUUCAUAGUGACGUUACCUGCUGUUUCCACUUAUUAGUCGAACCUGCCUCAGUGUUUACACCACAUGAAAGAGGCUCUGUCUUAUAAUCCACACUUGUAUAAAACGGCUUUAUGUCCACAAAUACAACUGUUGCCGAAGCUGUGUUUUAUUUCCAUCGUUCAGUUUUCUUCUUAAUUAUUCACAACUGAAAUGGAAAUUUGACAAAAACAUGCUCCUGUUAACUAAUCACAUCCACAGAUGACCACAGAGGUGUUCAGUUUAUGUUUUAGUCUGCUUUUAAACUUUUUCAACCAGUCUCUGAUUUUUAUCUAGAAGGGUGAUAUUAACCUUUGAAAUGCAUAUUUUAAGAUGGCAGCAACUGGGACUUAAUAAUAUGGACUAAACUUUAUGGAUCCAUGGUGAAGGUCCUACUUGAUUUAAUUUAGUGUUAUUUAUAUAGCGCCAAAGCACAACAACAGUUGGCUCUUUAAUAUUGAUCAUAAAGAUCUCACAAUAAUACAAAAAACCCAACAGUCAGAUGACCCGCUAUGAACAAGCACAAAAAUAGGAAGGAACAACUCCCUUUUAACAGGAAGAAACCUCCAGCAGACCGUCUGCGACCACUAGUUGAGGGUGAAGGGAAAGGAGGAGCGCCAGAGAAUAACUAAUGAGUAACUAAUGCAGAGUGUUGUAUAAACACACAGUAAUUGAAGAAGAAACACUUGGUACAUCAUGGGAAGCAGCUGAGACCUAUUGGAGUGUAAAUGGAUCCAGUCCUAACUCUAUGCUUUAUUUCUAAAAGUAGAGAGGGUGUCUAUGGAGGGCCAGGAGGGCCAAUUCAUGAAUUAAUUUUAUCAGUCAGCCUCACCAAUCACAGUCAGGGGGCGGGGUUAACGCUGGUCGAGUCAACACCAUUGCUUUGGCCUUUCAGCGGGCGUUUCUCAGCGCCAACAACAAACAGAAACUAAACUAUUGAGUCUUUCUCUCGUGAUGUUCGUAUGUGUCAUGCUCAUUUCAGUCACCAAUUCUGAAUUAUAACUAACAUUAAAAACAUGUUAAAGGAGAGAGAGCAAAUAAAUCUGAUUAACAUCUGA